AUGUCCUCUACCAGUGGUAAGGAUCAAGAUCCUAUUGACUGGAAGUACCCAUAUUGGGACGGUGAUUGGUUGACUUUUCAGGACUAUGCUUUGAGGGUUGAACUCAAAGCUGAUGCGACCAAACCAGAGGAAUUAGAACAGUUAGGACCAAGACUAGCUGGCAACUUGGUUGGAAAGGCCUUUGAGAGCAUCGUUGACAUUAGCAGACCUGACUUGAAAACCAAAACGGGUUGGAAGUUCCUGCUUCAACACCUGGAGAAGAAGAGAGGCAAGGAGAAGGUGGAUAUCUUAGGUGAUUCAUUCACAGAUUUCUUCAUUCGCAAAGAUGCUCAGCGAAGGGAUGGAGAAGAACUGAGUGAUUAUGCUUUGAGAUUUACCUCCCUUGUCAGAAAGCUGGACCGUGCCCUCAAAGAGUCAGGAGCAGAAGGAAAGAUUCCUCAAGAACUCUACGGAUGGUUCCUCUUGAAUGUGUACAUGAGAAUGGAAGCGUCUGACGUCGCCAACGUCAGGGGAAGAGCUGAUUCGUAUCGACUUGAACAUGUACUACAAGCUUUGAACCGCAUGUGGAGUGGAGGAGGUUUGUCAGUGAAAGAUGCAGAGAAGAAAAGACGAAAUGGAGGACAGACCUUCAUGAUGGAUCACCUCGAUGAAGAGGAAGAAGAGACCUAUGAGACGGAAGAGAUCUAUGUCAAUGAAGAGGACAACUACGAGAUGGUAGCUGCGGCCGAAUGGUUUCAUGAGAUCAAUGCUGCUUUCAUGGAAAACCCUGACGAUGAACAGAUCUUUGCAUCAUAUCAAGAAGCCAGAAUGGCGAGAGGAUACUACCCGGUGAAGAAUCCCAACCAGAACUUCACUUCGAAAGGCCAAAAAGGCAAGGGUUUUGGCAAAAACUAUGGAAAAGGGAAAGGCAGUUCUGGAAAUGGAAAACAUGUGACCUUCGACCACUCCAACAAGACGUGUCUUCGAUGUGGAAAGCUGGGCCACAUAGCUCAGAACUGUCCACAGAGACCCCAAAAUACGCCAGGAACUUCACAUGGCAACAAUGGCAAGAUCGGUUUUGUCGGCACAGUGUUCAUGAACCAAGGAGAAGUCGAUGACAGUGGCGACUACUGGACCAUUGACUACCAGCUGGGUCAAUGCCAUCGACAUCAUGUGCAACCUCGAAAGCGACUUUAUCUACCUGAAGAAGGAAAAUGUCCCAUAUCAUGUGAGAUGCUGGAGAACCGUCGAACCACCGAAAUGCAGUUCGACGUGGGAGAAGGGAAGAACCAGAUCCAUGAUGAGUGGGAUCAAGAGUCGGCGGCGUAUCUCACGACGAGCAGAAGAUGGAGGGGUACAACAACCUUCUACUUUGCUGCGGUUGAGAAGGGUGAGAUCAACUUCAGCGAUGACAAACAGGCAGAACAGGAAAGCCAUGAGGAUGAACCGACAAAAGCCGAGGACACUGAAGAGGUCUAUGGCAUCCAUGGAAGACACCCACUUUUGGGCAAAGCCAUCUUGGACAGUGGAGCCACAGAUAGCAUUAUUGGUGUGGACACCCUUCAGGACUUGGCUGGCGUAUAUGAAGACAUGGGGUUCAAGCCGGAGAAGGAGAUCGAAGUGGAUCGUUCGGUCCACAAGAACUUCAUCUUCGGAAACAACCAAAGCAGCUCAGCUUUGGGUCUCUCACACAUCAAUGCGGGAUUGUGUGGAAAGGAGAUCAAUGUGCAGGCCCAUGUUGUGGAGGGAGCAACACCUUUCCUGCUUUCAUCCAAAUUCCUGUAUGACACGAAGGCCACUAUCAAUUUCAGGACAGGGAUGGCGGUGUUCAAAGCCAUCUCAGAUGAACAUGUGAAGUUGGAGAGAAGUCCAGGACAUCAUCUCCUACUACCAGUCACGGCCUUUGGUGGAAAUGGGAAAGUGCUUCAAGCCAUGCAGGCAGACCAACGCGAUGAACAUGUCAAAGAGAUGAGUGAAGAAGGAGAGGAGGAUCAACAGGAGGAACAACCAGUGAUAGAUCUGGAUGGUAGCCAAGAGAUGGAGGAACAGGAAGGAGGGCUCGAGAAAAACAAACAGUGCCUCCCGAAUUUCUUGGACCAAGAAAGGAUCCACCCCGAGACGCACAUGGCGACUCACAACAAAGACCUGAAACAGCUGUUCGAAGCGGUGGUCAAGAAGAAGCAGGGGCAGAAAGAACUCGAUCUCGAACACCUACCUCUGGCAGAAUACGGAGAGAUGAAAAUGACAGUCGGCGAACGCUACAAGGGAGUGGCAUUCAAGGAGAUCUACAACGACCAAGGAUACAACAAAUGGGUGGUGGAUCACUACCAAGAAGAUGGCCGAGACUCCUUCAAAAGCGGAGACCUUCCAUUGAAAUCCAAGACCUUGAAGAAGGAGGUGAAUCCAGCGAAGGAGACACCCGACGAGACCAUGAGCAUCAACAAGAGGAUUCAUCAGGAGGAGGAGUCGGAGAUGGGAUCUCACUGGACAAGAGUCGAAGAAGUCGAAUCCGAGGUGAUCCAAAUGAAGCAUCGUCUCAGCAACAUGGAGAACAUGAUGGAGAAGUUCUUGCAUCACAUUCAGGACAAGCAGUGA
This is a messenger RNA of Cladocopium goreaui, 2574 nucleotides long. NCBI's taxonomy places the organism in Eukaryota, Dinophyceae, Suessiales, Symbiodiniaceae. The record is from the annotation of a GenBank genome assembly.